AUGCUGCUGCCCGUGCACGCGCGGGCCACUCGCACAGGCGAGUUCCUGCUCCGCUCCUUGGAGCGGCCAGCGCCCACCGCGUCAACCCACUCGGCCGCCGCCUUGUACCGCGAAGCCGUGAGAGCGUUGGUGGCGUUUGUGACGACCUUCUCCAAGACGGACAAGUUCGUCUUUCACCUGGCCAGCAUGAGGCGCAUGUACCUGGAUCUGUGCGCUGUAGGCUCCAAGCUGGACCAAGUGGUGGAGGUCGGGGGACUCAAGGGCGUGGCGGACGAUAGUACUAACACUACGUGGCAGACGCAGUUGAUGGCCGGCAGAGAGCAAGAGGAGGAGGGACUUAGUGCCCGAGCCGCUAAGAACGCGCUCCCUUUUGCGAGGAACAUGAUGCCGCACGAGCCGAUGGAGGCUCUGACGCUGCUAAAGUACGAGAUCGACUUCUACAAGGCCGAGAACUCGACGCGACACGUAGCCAGCAUGAAGAAGGUCUUCUUCAGUGUCGUGAGGUCGUCGAACGGCCGUGUGGCCAAGAUCCCGGACUGGUACAUACCCCCCAAUGCCGUGGUUUAUAUUCGAGAGGAGCCGAUGGAAGGCUCGGUCGGGACAGCGCAUCGUGGUGUAUGGGUGAAUAAUAAAUCCUCAAAAGCGAACAAAGAUGGCGGGAACGGAGAAGGUGGGAAACAGCCUCCUGAAUCGACCGACGUGGUGGUGAAGCGGCUCAUUAUCCACGCGGACGCCAUUGAAAUAUUCCGACAAGAAGUGGAGACCUGGUACUCGAUGGAUCACGUAAAUAUUUUGAAGCUGUACGGCGCGUCGCACUGCAGUCGACCAGCGCUUCUCGUGCUUGAGGACGCCAAGAAUGGGUCUCUGGUUAACUACUUGGCGCAGCUACGUCAGUCGAAUUGGCCGGAUGCUGACGUUGAUCGCGAGAUGUGGGGCUGCUUGGUCGAAGCAGCGAAGGGGCUACAGUUUCUCCAUGAAAGCAAACGAUUCGUGCAUAGCAACCUGAAGAGUGACAAUAUUCUGGUGACGAAGGAUGGGAGAGUGAAGCUGGCGGACUUUGGACUUGGCAUGCUCGCUCUACAGGACCAAUCAGUGCAGAAGAAUGCGUUCAAGGAACUGGGUUGGCGUGCUCCCAACUGCCUGCAGAAGAAGCCAUUUCGCCGUCCUUCUUUCCACGACGACAUCUAUUCGUUGGGUUUGUGUGUGCUGGACGUGCUAGUGCCCACACUCUCGUCAAUUAAGCUGGGCACCAGUUCUGGCGCGCCCAAGCAUGUUGGAGAGGUGGGCUUUGAGCCGCUGUCGGCCGAUAUUACGAAGUUGAUUGUCGAUGCGAACGCCCGGGAGUUGGUCAUGGGCAUGUGCAACAAGAAUCCGCAGUCGAGGCUGACACUGGAGGAGGUUAUCUCGCGCUUGGAGAAGUUGCGAGGCCCGAUAGCAACGAAGGCAGUGGUUCAAAAUGGUCAACCUAAAGCAGAUGAUCUCGCCAAGAAAAGCAUUGGAGCUUAG
Phytophthora sojae is the source of this 1506-nucleotide messenger RNA. RefSeq lists its product as hypothetical. NCBI's taxonomy places the organism in Eukaryota, Oomycota, Peronosporomycetes, Peronosporales, Peronosporaceae. Bases 1 to 1506 code for a protein of 501 amino acids. The record is from RefSeq and is a predicted model, not a curated record. Gene Ontology annotation, molecular function: ATP binding; protein kinase activity. The transcript has a single exon. Gene Ontology annotation, biological process: protein phosphorylation.